AUGAAACCCAGGAAAGACUACAACAUGGUUCCGACUGAUUCCAGCGACCAGUCCUAUGCCCACCCUGCAUUUAGAGAUCAGAGCCCCUCGAGCAGUGGUUUCCUUGCAAGGACAGAUCCACUACCAUUUGCCUCGAAAUUCGAACCUUUAACUCAAAGUCUUCUACCAGAGGAACCAAAUCUACCGGGGCCACCGCGGACUAUCAAUAUUUCGAAAGCACGAUCGCAUACUAGACACCAUUCGACAUCUAAUACGAGUCCAAGGAUUGAUAUUACGAUGGCUACCACGCCGCCUUUGGUGUCGCCCGUGUCGACGGGACCUUCUGGUCAGCGAUUUUCGUCGAAUCGGGGUUCAAUGAAUUCGAUUAUCUCGACAUCAUCCGUUCCGACAUCCCCUAUUAGCGAUAAGCGACCUGGCAGAUUCAAGAGCGAUUUUGCGGGUCCGUUCAAAAGAGCUUCGUGGCAGAAAAGCACAUCUCCAGAUCCUUCGUUUAGAAGCCAUAGACGGCAGUUUUCUGAGGAGUCGGGCAGAUAUAAAACAUCUGCUUUCACGGAACAAGUUGUCGAAGAGGAGGAAAAUGAAGGAGCAGCAGAGGAUAAUAAUGUAAAGAACAAUGACACCGCUCCAACAAACACCACAACAAGAGAUCCCGGGGCAAGCUCGAAUGGGCAGAAUCAGGACAACGAAAUAUUUCAUACAGUAUCAAACGAAAGUCCGAGAAACAGCCUAGGUCUACGAUAUGUUUCGCCUGACGAAGGCAGUGGAAACAAGCCGCAGAUAUCAUACAGGAACGGUCCACCAGAUGAUGAUUACAACUCCGAUACGGAACCAGCCACCCUUCAGAAGAAAAAGAGACCAAAGGCCGACUGGUUGAGUAUCAUCAUUCUAUUGCUAUGCAUAUAUUCAACAAUCGGCUCGAUUUUCUUUUUUGUGAUUGCGGUCGCUCGUCCGCGAUACGGCAAGAGAAUUGCAACGACCGCUGGCUUAAAGCCGCAGGAUGCGCAGUUGGUAUCUGCCAUCAUUGCGAAGACUAUUGAAUUGAGUUUCGUCAGCGUCUUUGUUUCCUUCCUUGGCCAAGUACUCUCCCGAAGAGCUCUCAUGACGGGCUCAAAAGGUGUGAACAUCGCUGAGUUGUCCAUGAGAAGUUGGGUUACACAACCAGGAACCCUCCUCACACAUACUUCAUCCGUCAAAUUCGCCGGCCUAACAUUUCUUGGCGCUCUUUCACUAACGGCGACCGUCUUUGCAAGUUUUUAUACUACUGCUGCCGAUACCCUUGUAUCCCCAAAACUUGCUUGGGGCAGUUUCGAGGCAAAAAAUUUCACAGGUUUGGCGAGUUCAUCAUACGCCAAUGGCACACAUAGAAUUUUGGGAUGCGAAACGUCUAUUUCUGACGAGGAAGAUCCUAUCAGUGCGGGUUAUCUGACUCCUCUUUCGCGGGCAACUUGCGAUAGUAUAUUAUCCGGAGGAAGGGGCUACAGAGAUCUAAGCGACUGGAAUGCGGCGUGGGCGGAAGGGCGGGGGAGAUCGUAUCCAAAUCCUCUUAAACGUCCCACCGCGCCUUCGUCGUUGGACCUCGUAAAUUAUGCUGGAGCUUGGAUACAAGUUACUGGAGAGAAUGGAGUUAACAGAGCUAUUUUGGCAAUGCCGCAUCCUGGAAUCGUCGCUGCUACGAGGGACCCUCAGUUGAACGACAUUUUACAGCCCGACGAAAUAGGCUCGGGAUAUGGGUCUUUCAUCGUCAAAGCUGCAGUACCAAAUCCAAUCGUUGAUGUCACCUGCGCUCCGGUCGACCCUGACCGUGUCGAAUGGUACCUCGCGCAAAGUGACGAAAAGGAUUACCGGAGGAACGGUACUUCGGACCCUUUGAUCCAGCAAGUUUUCAGUUUCAACAACACUGCGACAUAUCAUUUUAACACGACUACGCAACUGUUUCCUGAUACUGAUGGUUUCGCGGCUCCUCGAUUUAAAAGGGCGCCAAUCGCACUUAAUACAGUUAUCAACAGCGCCGUGGGAGAUCCAUCGGUUUAUUUCCUCAUUCGAUCACCCAACGUCGCCCCUCGGGUGGGUGGGUAUACUUUGUGUGGAAUGAAGAGUUUUGUGACACCAAAUUGCUCCAGCGAGUUUCAGGCAUUUGAAAGCGGUGGGAAUAUGACUGCGAACUGCGAUUUGGACAAUCAGUUAGCAUUCAAGGAGGACCUUCGACGGCAGGGAGUAGCGACGCUGGAAAACCCUAUCGAAGGUAAAGAACCAGUUCGUGACAAUGUCCAAAAUGACUUCCGAGAUGUCGCUCAAGGUGUAUUAAUCGCUCUUUCUCUAAACACGGGUGUAAGCAACAGCAACGCCUCUAUCGCUCGCUUCCUCUCGCAGCUUGCGCUUGAUAGUCCAACUAGCAAUCUCAGCGAUUCUAGGCCUUCAUUAGCUGAAGCUUUGGCAGUAAUUCUCGGAAACGCCAUGAUUACAAGUGCCGUUGAUUCGGUUUUUACAACAUAUUUCCCGUACGGUCCGGAUGUACCACGGCCUUUUCGGGAGUACUUUAACGGCCAGUUGGCAACUAUAGAGUAUACCUCUGGAGCUGGGAGUGGCUGGAAACCUAUUUUCUAUGUUGUUCUUGUUGGGGUAUUGUUGAUGAAUGUGUUUUGUCUUAUAUACUUCUCGUGUGUUAGAGAUGGAUUUGUGACUGAUUGGACGGAACUACAAAAUUUGUUCUGUGUAGUUAUGGAUGGCGGGGCUAUUAAAAAUGACGGAUAUAGUAGUGGGAAGAAGCGUCAGGGUCUCGAUGAGGAAACGUGGAAAGGUACAGGGGGGACUGGGCCUAUGGGGUCACAGUAUAAAGUUGGAUUUUGGUUUACGCAAAAGCAGGGGAGGUGGUAUGUUACUGACGGGGCUGCUGGUGAGAAGGGUGGUAAGGCGACCGGAUAUGAGAGGAUGGUAUGA
Messenger RNA from Orbilia oligospora ATCC 24927, 2937 nucleotides. RefSeq lists its product as uncharacterized. The record is from RefSeq and is a predicted model, not a curated record. The transcript is spliced from 3 exons. Bases 1 to 2937 code for a protein of 978 amino acids. Lineage: Eukaryota; Fungi; Ascomycota; Orbiliomycetes; Orbiliales; Orbiliaceae.